ACUAAACCGGAAGCCGUUUUGUUUAUUCAGCUAGCAGAUGAUAUGCUACAGUGUUAAGCUCUUGCUAUGGUUUAAAACACUUUGUAUUUCAGGAGUUUGUCUCUGUGAAAAGACACUGUGAUACAAAUACCUUUUCGGGAAACGGUCCCGUGUCUAUCGUCGUUAAAAAUCUUUCGUGCUGAUCGUUUCCUCCUGAAGAUGCAGGUGCUACUGCUCCUCGUGCUAACCUGCAGCAUUAAGAGAUGCUGACUUUAUCACAGCUGUCAUCUGCUCCAUUAAUAUGGUGUCUGCCUAAGGGAAGAUAAUGGACAAUGGCAAACCGAGACAAGUGUGUCGGCCCAAGCGGAUCAGCGAAUCCUCCCAGGUGUUCCGCUGCGUGGACCAGGCGGGGGAGGUGCUGCAGGGCCUCAGCCAGCAGCGGGAGCAGCAUCAGCUGUGUGAUGUGGUGCUGCUGGCUGACAGCAGGCGGCUCCCGGCUCACCGGGCCCUGCUGGCCCUCUCCAGCCCCUACUUCCACGCCAUGUUCACUUUGGGCAUGAGGGAGAAAUACCAGGAAGAGGUAGAGCUGGUGGGGAUGUCCUACGUUGGUCUGAAGGCUGUAGUGGACUUCCUUUACAGCGGGGAGCUGCUGCUGGACGGAGGGAACAUUGAAUCUGUGCUGGAGGCGGCCCACCUCCUGCAGGUGUGGCGGGUGGUGGAUCUGUGCUGCCAGUACCUGGAGGGGGGGCUGAGUGAGGAAAACUUCCUGUUCCUGCAGCAGCUGGCUCUGCUCUACAGCCUGGAGCGCCUCGACUCCUGCAUCGACCGCUUCAUCCUCACACACUUCGCCUCGCUCUCCUUCACCCCCAACUUCCUCCAUCACAUUCCUCCACAGAAACUGUCUGCGUACCUCUCCAGCGGACAGGUGCAGCAUGACAGUGAGCAGGCGCUCCUGCAGGCCUCCCUGCAGUGGCUCAGCACCACGCCUGAGCGCACCCCCCAUGCCAGGCAGCUCCUAUCCCACAUCCGCUUCCCCCUGAUGCCGGCGGGGGAGCUGGUGGAGCGGGUGGUGCCGGCACUGCAGGCCCUGCUGACGGAGGAGGCGGGCUGCCAGGCUCUGCUAGAGGAGGCUCUGGGAUAUCACGCCACACCCAGCGCACAACCACUGCUGCAGACAGGUCGCACCCUGCUGAGGGGGGGGGUGGAGCAGCUGCUGCUGAUUGGAGGAGAGGUGUCGGAGCGCGGGGAGGAGCUGAGCGCCAAUGUGUGUCGGCUGGACGGUGGAACAGGAAGUUGGUCGGUGGAGACGGAGCUGCCAGCCCAGCGGAGCCACCACAGCCUGGCGGUGCUGGGGGGCUUCAUCUUCACUGCUGGGGGGAGCUCGUCCAGGGACAGCGGGGGGGAUGCUGCCUGUAACCUGCUGUACAGAUACGACCCCCGCCACAACCAGUGGACCCGGGGAGCUCCAAUGAACGAGCGGCGGGUGGAUUUCUACCUGGGGGCGGUGGGAGAGAGCCUGAUCGCAGUGGGGGGGAGGAAUGACUCUGGAGCUCUGUCUUCUGUGGAGGUGUACUGUCCCGCCCAGGACUGCUGGUCCUACGUGGCACCACUGCCCAGGUUCACCUACGGCCACGCGGGGACGGUCCACAAAGGUGUGGUCUACAUCUCAGGAGGUCACGACUUUCAGAUCGGCCCGUACCGCCGAGAUGUCCUGAGCUACGACCCAUCCCGGGACAGCGAGGUGUGGUUGGAGCAGCAGGCCAUGAACCUGGCGCGGGGCUGGCACUGCAUGGCCUCCCUCAAACACCUCAUCUACGCCAUUGGGGGCAGCGACGACGACGAAGACACCACGGAGCGCUUCGACAUCCUGCAGGUGGAGUCCUAUGACCCCGGCAGCGGACAGUGGACCCGCCUGGCUCAGCUGCUGCUGCCCAACAGCGAGGCGGGGGUGUCCGUGUGGGCGGGGAGGAUCUACGUGCUGGGGGGCUACAGCUGGGAGAGCAUGGCGUUCUCCAGAGCCACGCAGGUGUACGACCCCGACAAGGACGCGUGGACCAGAGGACCCGACCUGCCCAAAUGCGUCGCAGGAGCCUCAGCGUGUGUGUGCACUGUGAAGCCCUCACCCCCCUCACUCUCUCUGGGGGAGAAGAACACGGAACAAGGGGGAAAAGGAGCAUUACACCCCACGUGACAACAGUGUUGAAGGAAUGGCUCAUAAAAGGCCUGGGCUGAGACAGACUGUGGUUACUGUGGUGUCAGCACAAAACCAUUAACCAUGUUAUACACCCUUAUAUAAUGAUAAUACUUUUUAUUAUUAUUAUUUAUUUAUUUAUAGGAGCAUCUCUAGACAGAGUAACUGCUUUACAUGGAUUAAAAACAAGCCAUUCAGGCGGCGACAGAACUGUCGGCAAUCCCCACCUCCGCCCUGUAAAAUAUACAGCGUUUCAACAAUAGCGACAAAAAUAACAUGGAGAAAAGAAAGUAAAAAAAUCAAACAUUGACAUUAAGUAAACCCAAAUGGUGGCAUCAUUAGUUAAAUGCUUUAAUAAAAAUAUGGGUUUUAAGAAGUGAUUUAAAAGGUGACUCUCCCAGCCUCGGAUUCUCAUACAGGGAGUUCCAGAGAUGCGGAGCUCUGACGGAAAAGCCUUGAGCACCCAGUUAAAAAACAGGUUUUUUUACCUGGUUUUGGGAACAGCCAGCAGAGGCUCAAAAGAGCACAAGUCAGUGAGGUUAUCAGGAGCCACACCGUUAAGAGCUUUAAAAGUAAUCACUAAAAUCUUUGAAUCAAUUCUAAAGCAGACGGGUAGCCAGUGAAGAGAUUAAAACAGGGGUGAGGUGGUCUAGCCUUCUGGGAUUUGUGAAGAGAAUUGCUGCAAAAGAUGAAGGCACCAUAUUGAUUUUUGGUUUAGUCCAGAAUAUGAGUUACAGUAAUCCAGACAUGAAGAAAUAAGAGCGUGGAUGACUGUCUCCAAAUCAGUACUGUAUCACAGAUCUUUUGCCCAUAAACUGGAGAGAGUUUUGGGACAUCCAGCACUUGUGAUAUGCAAUGUUGUGUUUUUGUUUGAUAUGAUCGAGUGGCUUUUAGGCUGUAAACAAUGCCUCAAACUGCCUGUUUUCAUCAGUUACUGCAGUGAAUAUACUCUGAAAAUGCGUUCAAACAUAAACAUGGUUGUCUAUAAGUGGGGGUGUAGUAUCUGAUGGAUGAACAUAGGGUUACUCAUUCAUUUCACCAUAAAGUUGCCUGAAACACUCAAAACUCAAUCAAAGUGGGGAUCAGCAGUUUGAUAUGUACAAAUGAUGCCUAGUAUGGAGGAUAUCAGAAGGCCCUGAGGCAAUCCCAUGUAAAACACAAUAUCUUUGACCCGAACACAACAGGAGGGUUAAUAUAUUUUGUUAUGUCCCCAGACGGGUAACAACAUUUUUUUCCUCAGACCCCCCCUGAGGUCAGAUACGAUGUCAGGUAGUCAACCAUUACCCUCACUCCAGCUCUAAGGUCUGUUACUGUAUGUGAUACAAAUAUAAUGUGCGCAGUAUUUGUAAAGUGUGUGUUUGUAGAGUCAAUUAUUUUUGUCUUUCAAAUUGCUUUCAAUUUAAAAAAAAUAUAUCUGACUGUAAAGACAACGUAUUUUAUUCAAAACACGGAACAGAAGUAAUCACUUCACU
This is a messenger RNA of Eleginops maclovinus (Patagonian blennie), 3642 nucleotides long. It is a transcript of the gene klhl36, whose product is annotated as kelch-like family member 36. The record is from RefSeq and is a predicted model, not a curated record. NCBI's taxonomy places the organism in Eukaryota, Metazoa, Chordata, Actinopteri, Perciformes, Eleginopidae. Gene Ontology annotation, molecular function: cullin family protein binding. The coding region runs from base 305 to 2170 and encodes 621 amino acids. The transcript has 9 exons.